CAUGUGCUAUUAGGGAAGUUCGGGAAGAAGCCAGAAUUGAUAUCAAUGAAUUGAAUUAUAUCUGUCAACAUGAAGGAUCUUGUGUUUUUCCUGGCGAAAUUGAGGAAUCUCUUUAUAAAACUUUGGUCUAUUUCUCGAUCCUCGAUUCUAACCAAAUUCCAAUCCAAACUGAACCUGAUAAGAGUGAUGAAUGGUUUGAAUGCACUUUGACUGAGUUUGAAAAAGAUCAUUACAUGUUAACUCCAACAUUGGAAGUCAAAAAGAAAGAGAUUGUUGAAACGAUUAAACAUAAAUUAACCCAACAUAAUAGAAAGAGAAGACGUGUUGUUAAGGAGGAAAAUUUGGAG
This is a messenger RNA of Racocetra fulgida, 347 nucleotides long. Lineage: Eukaryota; Fungi; Glomeromycota; Glomeromycetes; Diversisporales; Gigasporaceae. The record is from the annotation of a GenBank genome assembly.